This is a messenger RNA of Thlaspi arvense, 1050 nucleotides long. The record is from the annotation of a GenBank genome assembly. Lineage: Eukaryota; Viridiplantae; Streptophyta; Magnoliopsida; Brassicales; Brassicaceae.
AUCACGUAGUCUAAAACUGAAAAAAUCGGUGACGGAUUCUUAAGUUAUGGAAUCUGUCGGGUCCAAUCAAAUAUCGCCGUACGUUAGUAACCGAGACCAAAGGCAUCUCCUGGCUCAGCCGGUGGCAGAUCGGAUAAUUCGAGCUCUCCGUCACCGGAUCCGUCUCCUCCACCGUCCAAACGCCGCCACAUUUCACGUACUUGGUGCCACCUGUAACGUCUACACUGUGACGUUAACGGCCACACCGACUUGCACUUGUCCCGACCGUAGGAAACCGUGCAAGCACAUUCUCUUUGUCUUAAUCCGAGUUCUUGGAAUUCCUAUCGACGACAAGUGUCUCAGGCAACGGAGACUACGGCCAUGUAUCCUCUAUCGCCUCGUCUCCGCCCCAACACGACCUGAUUGCCUUGCCAGUUUCCGCCUCCAGCAACGGUUUCUUCAGCUUUUCUCCACCGCCACUUCUCAUUACAGCGAUACUAACUCCUCCUCCACCCGUGAUCUGGAAAAUGAGAUGGAAGAAGAAGAAGCAGCGACAUGUCCAAUAUGUCUAGACGAUAUAAACGCCGUUAAAAGCAUAAACGGUGAACAUGUCGGAAGCGAGGAGAGCGAAAAAGCGGUGAAGUGUAGAGUUUGCAAGAACAAAGUGCAUGAAGAAUGCAUGCUGAAGUGGAGGACGAGUCGGGGACGGCGGCCGGCGAUCUGCGUGGUCUGCCGUGCGCGAUGGCGAAGCAAUAGUCCUAGUAAAAGUCCUAAUAUUAGUAGUAAUAACGACAACUACAACCAUAAUUGUUACUUGAAUCUUGCUCCUUAUGUUAAUGAGGAGGAGGAGGAUGUGGUUGGCACGAGCCAACGGCCAUGUUGAAGAAGUUGACAGAUUGAUGCAUGGUUGUGUGAUAUCGUUGUGUUAAUUGUUAAUAGCAUUUUAAACAAGACACAUUUAACAAAAACAAAAUUAUAGAUAUAUGUUAAUAUGAUUUUAUGUGCCGCGUUGGUUUGGUAAUUAUCAGUGUUAUUUCAGAUUAAUUUGAUUUUAGAAGUAUCCAAUGUUCC